AUGGCUUCACUGAGGAGAGUCAAAGUGUUGUUGGUGUUGAACUUGAUCGCGGUGGCCGGCUUCGUGAUCUUUUUGGCUAAGUGUCGGCCUAUCGCGGUGCGCAGCGGAGACGCCUUCCACGAGAUCCGGCCUCGCGCAGAGGUGGCCAACCUCAGCGCGCACAGCGCCAGCCCCAUCCAGGAUGCGGUCCUGAAGCGCUUGUCGCUGCUGGAGGACAUCGUCUACCGGCAGCUUAAUGGCUUAUCUAAAUCUCUCGGGCUCAUCGAAGGGUAUGGUGGGCGGGGCAAAGGGGGCCUUCCAGCCACCCUUUCCCCCUCUGAAGAAGAAAAAGCCAAAGGACCUCAUGAGAAGUAUGGCUACAAUUCCUACCUCAGUGAAAAGAUCUCCUUGGACCGGUCUAUUCCAGAUUAUCGUCCUACCAAGUGUAAGGAGCUCAAAUACUCCAAGGAGUUGCCCCAGAUAUCCAUCAUCUUCAUCUUCGUGAAUGAGGCCCUGUCUGUGAUACUGCGGUCAGUCCACAGCGCUGUCAAUCACACACCCACACACCUGCUGAAGGAGAUCAUCCUGGUGGAUGACAACAGUGAUGAAGAGGAGCUGAAGGCCCCCUUGGAAGAGUAUGUCCACAAACGCUACCCUGGGCUGGUGAAGGUGGUACGCAAUCAAAAGAGAGAGGGCCUGAUCCGAGCACGCAUCGAGGGCUGGAAGGCGGCCACUGGCCAGGUCACUGGCUUUUUUGAUGCUCAUGUGGAAUUCACUGCUGGCUGGGCUGAGCCCGUUCUGUCCCGCAUCCAGGAAAACCGGAAGCGGGUCAUCCUCCCCUCCAUCGACAACAUCAAGCAGGACAACUUUGAAGUGCAGCGCUACGAGAACUCCGCCCACGGGUACAGCUGGGAGCUGUGGUGCAUGUACAUCAGCCCCCCGAAAGACUGGUGGGAUGCUGGAGAUCCCUCUCUCCCCAUCAGAACACCAGCCAUGAUUGGCUGCUCGUUUGUGGUGAACAGGAAAUUCUUUGGUGAAAUUGGUCUGCUGGACCCUGGGAUGGAUGUGUAUGGAGGAGAGAAUAUUGAACUUGGAAUCAAGGUAUGGCUCUGUGGUGGCAGCAUGGAGGUCCUUCCGUGUUCAAGGGUGGCCCACAUUGAGCGAAAGAAGAAACCGUAUAACAGCAACAUCGGCUUCUACACCAAGAGAAAUGCACUCCGAGUGGCUGAGGUCUGGAUGGACGACUACAAGUCACACGUGUAUAUAGCGUGGAAUCUGCCUCUGGAGAAUCCAGGCAUCGAUAUCGGUGAUGUCUCAGAAAGAAAAGCAUUAAGGAAAAGUUUGAAGUGUAAGAACUUCCAGUGGUACUUGGACCAUGUUUACCCGGAAAUGAGAAGAUACAACAACACUAUCGCAUAUGGGGAGCUUCGUAAUAAUAAAGCCAAGGAUGUCUGCCUGGACCAGGGACCACUAGAAAACCACACAGCAAUACUGUACCCAUGCCACGGCUGGGGACCACAGCUUGCCCGCUAUACCAAGGAAGGCUUCCUGCAUUUGGGUGCUCUGGGGACCACCACUCUCCUCCCCGAUACCCGCUGCCUGGUGGACAACUCUAAAAGUCGGUUGCCACAGCUCCUGGAUUGUGACAAGGUCAAGAGCAGCUUGUACAAGCGAUGGAACUUCAUCCAGAAUGGAGCCAUCAUGAAUAAGGGCACGGGGCGCUGCCUAGAGGUGGAGAACCGGGGCCUGGCUGGCAUCGACCUAAUCCUUCGGAGUUGUACAGGACAGAGAUGGACAAUCAAGAAUCCCAUCAAGUAG
This is a messenger RNA of Grammomys surdaster, 1797 nucleotides long. It is a transcript of the gene Galnt17, whose product is annotated as polypeptide N-acetylgalactosaminyltransferase 17. The transcript is spliced from 11 exons. NCBI's taxonomy places the organism in Eukaryota, Metazoa, Chordata, Mammalia, Rodentia, Muridae. The record is from RefSeq and is a predicted model, not a curated record. Gene Ontology annotation, cellular component: Golgi apparatus. The coding region runs from base 1 to 1797 and encodes 598 amino acids.